UUCUCUAAAUUUAACAUCCAAACCAAUAAUUUUUAUGGUGGUAUUUUAGUUCACUUAAAAAUCAAAUUUCUAUCUUAAAUUUUGAGCCAAACACAGGACGCAUCUGAAAUUAAGAAAGCUGAGGAUUCUAUGAAGAGUUUGGUUAGAAAAGCAACUGUAGAGACGAAGACAUUUUGGGCAGUGGAUGAGUUUGAUUGGGUUGAGAAUGAGAAAAGAUAUGGUUGGGUGCAGUGUGACAGAGGUACUAAAAAUGAUCAGUGUGGUGAGUGCUUGCAUGCAUUGUUAGACAUAUUUCCACAGUGUUGUUCCACAAAUGUACAGUGGGCAAUUUUUGGUCCAAGCUGUGGCAUGAGGAUGGAUGAUCAGAAAUUCUACCAGAGUUCAGGCAAUGAAGGUACUAGUAAGUCAAGAAAGUUGAUCAUUUCCUUUAGUGUGUCGGGGUUUGUAGCUCUACUAUGCUUCGGUGUCUACUGCUUCUGGUACAGGAAAAGAGUCAGAAAAGAUAAGAUGAUAUUUGAAGAGGAAACAUUGAAUGGAGAUCUGCCUUCUCUCCCAUUAAUCGCAGUUCUACAUAGUACUAAUAACUUUUCUGAAGCAUCUAAAUUAGGGGAAGGUGGAUUUGGCCCUGUUUACAAGGGAAUUCUACCAGAUGGAAGACAAAUUGCAGUGAAAAGGCUCUCACAAUUUUCUGGUCAGGGCUCACAGGAGUUCAGGAAUGAAGUAAUGUUUAUAGCUAAAUUGCAACAUCGUAACCUUGUGAGACUUUUGGGGUGCUGCUUGGAGCAAAAUGAGAAGAUACUUAUAUAUGAGUAUAUGUGUAAUGCGAGCCUCGACUUUCACCUCUUUGGUGAUGAUGAGAAGAGAAAACAACUUGAUUGGAAACUAAGAUUAAACAUUGUCAAUGGAAUAGCGAAAGGUAUUUUAUAUCUUCAUGAGGAUUCUCGUCUCAAAGUGAUUCAUAGAGAUCUCAAAGCUAGCAAUGUUCUAUUAGACAGUGAGAUGAAUCCCAAGAUAUCAGAUUUUGGAUUGGCCAGGGCCUUUGAAAUAGGACAGAACCAAGCAAAGACUAAACGAGUAGUGGGCACCUAUGGAUACAUGGCGCCAGAGUAUGCUAUGGAAGGAUUAUUUUCUGUGAAAUCAGAUGUAUUCAGCUUUGGAGUUAUUGUGCUAGAAAUCAUUUGUGGAAGAAAGAACAGUGGAUUCCAUCUAUCAGAACAUGGUCAAAGUCUUCUUUUAUAUGCUUGGAACAUAUGGUGUGCAGGAAAAUAUUUGGAAUUGAUGGAUCCAACACUGAUGAAAUCCUUCAUAGCCAGUGAAGUUGUGAAGUGCUUACACAUUGGUUUGCUGUGUGUUCAACAAGAUUUAGCAGAUAGACCAACCAUGUCUACGGUUGUUCUAAUGCUAGGAAGUGACACAAUGGUCCUUCCAAAACCCAACCACCCUGCAUUUUCUGUUGGAAAAUUGACCUCUAAAGAAGCAUCAACUUUAAGAAGUUCCAACAAUCUUUCUAUUAAUGAUGUAACAUUCUCAAGCGUUUUAGCAAGAUAAUAGGGAGUGUUUUCCGUUAUUGAGGAGUAUGUAUUCAUUCCUUUUAAAACCAUAACAUUAAUA
This is a messenger RNA of Vigna unguiculata (cowpea), 1611 nucleotides long. Its product is annotated as cysteine-rich receptor-like protein kinase 25. The record is from RefSeq and is a predicted model, not a curated record. Gene Ontology annotation, biological process: protein phosphorylation. Gene Ontology annotation, cellular component: plasma membrane. NCBI's taxonomy places the organism in Eukaryota, Viridiplantae, Streptophyta, Magnoliopsida, Fabales, Fabaceae. Gene Ontology annotation, molecular function: ATP binding; protein serine/threonine kinase activity.